UCAUCCUUUGUGGCGUAGAAAGCAGUUUGAGUGAUUAAACUUUUUACGUCCACUUGAAAGUUUUCUUUUUUCUUCUUUUUGGAUUUUAUCUGAUCACACGUUUGUGUCUCUGAAUCUAUCCCUUGUAUCCGCAUCUCGAUUCGUUUUUUAAAUAUUAAAUAUAUAUUUUAAGGAGAAAGCUUUCUUUAGCUCUGAGAUCCAUUUGAUAUCGAUUGCCCUCUCUCUAGUCAAUCCCUGAUGGCGGAUGCAGCAAAAGAUUUAGCUUCAGGGACUGUUGGAGGAGCGGCUCAGCUCAUUGUAGGUCACCCUUUUGACACUAUCAAGGUCAAACUUCAGAGCCAACCUGCUCCAGCACCUGGGCAACCACCUAGGUACACUGGCGCAAUCGAUGCGGUUAAACAGACCGUUGCUGCUGAAGGACCUAAAGGUUUGUACAAAGGUAUGGGAGCUCCUCUUGCAACCGUUGCUGCCUUCAACGCGGUUUUGUUCACUGUUAGAGGUCAGAUGGAAGGGAUCUUUAGGUCUGAACCUGGUGUCCCCUUGACCAUUAGUCAACAGUUUGUGUGCGGUGCGGGUGCUGGUUUCGCUGUCUCGUUCCUUGCUUGUCCCACUGAGUUGAUCAAAUGCAGGUUACAAGCACAAGGUGCAUUAGCUGGCACCUCUACCACAGGCUCAGUGGUUGCAGCCGUGAAAUACGGUGGACCAAUGGAUGUAGCCCGUCAUGUGCUACGAUCAGAAGGUGGAGCUAGAGGUUUAUUCAAAGGUUUAUUCCCUACAUUUGCUCGUGAAGUUCCGGGGAAUGCAACAAUGUUUGCAGCCUAUGAAGGUUUCAAGAGGUUUUUAGCUGGUGGUUCAGAUACUUCAAGGUUAGGACAAGGAUCAUUGAUCAUGGCUGGUGGAGUCGCUGGUGCAUCCUAUUGGGGGUUUGUGUACCCGACCGAUGUGGUGAAGAGUGUUCUUCAAGUUGAUGAUUAUAGAAACCCUAAGUACGCUGGUUCGAUGGAUGCUUUUAGGAAGAUUAUGAAAGCGGAAGGGGUUAAAGGUUUGUAUAAAGGGUUUGGUCCAGCCAUGGCUAGGAGUGUUCCUGCUAAUGCUGCUUGCUUCUUGGCUUAUGAGAUGACAAGGUCUAGCUUGGGAUAAACCGGUUUGGUUUGGGUUUUAAAUGUUGGUUCAAUUUGUUGUUGUUCCAUUUGAUUUAUUUUCGGUUAUUAAAUGAUUCUUUUAAAUUUUGAAGGAAAAAAUUCAUUCUCUUUUUACACAAUUUGUUUCUGAAACUCGAAAGUGGUUAUC
This is a messenger RNA of Eruca vesicaria subsp. sativa (arugula), 1290 nucleotides long. Lineage: Eukaryota; Viridiplantae; Streptophyta; Magnoliopsida; Brassicales; Brassicaceae. The record is from the annotation of a GenBank genome assembly.